AGUGGUCUAUUCCAAACCUCCACAUCAAGGCCUAAUACCAAUUAAUCCUUAACUCCACAUGGUUUAAAUCUCUCAAAAUGUUUGAAGUGAAAGAAGAACGUCCGACGUUAACACUUGCAACUUUCUCUCAUGGAAAACUUAAGAAAAAAAAGCACAAGAAGAUCAAAUUUCUUUCUUACCAACAAAAUCAGAGUUACAAUGGGAAGAGGAAACGGAUUCUGGUUGGGAAGACGGACUCAAUAUGCUAUGUUGGGGACAACUUCAGUGGUGAAAAAUCUAACUCUUCGGAAAUGUACAAACAUUAUGUUGGUGUUUUAAACAAAAAUACAGGGAAAAUGCAAAUAUGUGAUGUGGAAAUAUUUAAUUUGCAUCCCAAAGUCCCAGAAAUACAAAUAAAAGAUGAAGAUAUUUCAGAGACUUUAAGUUUGUCUUACGUUGAACAGCAACUUAGGUUGACUAAUGCAUUUGGCACCGUGAUAUCACGACGACAAAUUGAUAGCUAUAGGAAAACCGUAGUUGAUGGAACCAUACUGGAUGAAGCUAUGGAUAGUAUAUUAGACCAGACUCUAAAUAAGGAAGACCUCCCUGUCGAGGGUGCACAACCUGAAACUCCAGAAUCUAGUUUGUUACCACCCUGCAAUGUUGAUGCGACAUCACCUGAAGAUGUCUAUAAUCUCUCUGAUAUUAUUAGUCCUGCAGAAAUGGGUUGUCUAUCUGAAUAUUCCCAAGACAUUUUGAACUUUAAACCUGAAAAUUUGGAGUCUUUAAAAAGGGACAAUGUAUAUUGUUCUUGUGUAUUGGAGCGUCUGGCAUCAUUGCCUCCACUGGGAAGUGCUGAGAGAGAGACCAAAGCCUGCUGCUUGCAGUACCUUGAAUAUAUGGUGGAAUUUAUGCAAAUGUCAUCACGUACCAUUAAAUCAAAACUUUUCCUGAACUCUUUCCCUCCAAUUGUCUGUAAACAAUUCAUCUCCAAAUUCUUACUUUUUGUGAGAAAUUCAAAUGGAGUUUUAGAAAGGCAGACAACUAUUUCUUUGAGAGAUAAGCUGCUUCUUCAUAUUUUAAUCCUGUUGCUGAUCAUUGAUAAAUUUUCCUUAUCAUUUGACAACGUCCAGAAAGAACUGAACAUUAAAACUAUGAAAUUACAAAUGCUGUUUAAUUACAUCGGCUGUCACAUUCAAAAGAAGAAAGAUAACAAAAACGUAUACAAGGUUGUGGUCCUAAAAACACCCAUAAAAGUAAUGAAACCACAUAAAUACAGUAAAGCUUUCCUUUAAUAUUUUUAUGUUAUCACUGAAGAAUAAAAUUUGAACGUGCUCCAA
Molecule: messenger RNA, 1319 nt
Organism: Octopus bimaculoides (California two-spot octopus)
Lineage: Eukaryota; Metazoa; Mollusca; Cephalopoda; Octopoda; Octopodidae
Product: DNA-directed RNA polymerase I subunit RPA49
Biological process (GO): DNA-templated transcription
Molecular function (GO): DNA binding
Source: RefSeq, a predicted model, not a curated record